CGGUUUGGUUGAACAGUUAAGAAAUGAAGAGAAAUUAGAAUAAAGAAAAGAAACGAAAAAAACCCUAAACCUCUCUCCCUUUCCCUCCCUUGUGUCUUCAACCGUGCAUUAGCCGCAGCCCUCUGAUCGUUUCAGUGCAGUCGCCGACCAAGCCCUUCCCCAUCGUUUUCUUCUUCCUCUUCCCUGUUUCGACCGUCAACUCACGUCGACCACGAGUCCGCCCUUGUAACAUUUCGGAACCAUGAGCAUCCCAGUUAACCCGAAGCCAUUUUUGAACAAUUUGACUGGAAAGACUGUGGUUGUUAAACUCAAGUGGGGAAUGGAGUACAAAGGAUUUCUUGUCUCGGUGGACUCGUACAUGAACUUGCAGCUUGCCAAUACUGAGGAAUAUAUCGACGGGCAGUUUACUGGGAGUCUUGGAGAAAUAUUGAUCAGGUGUAACAAUGUUCUUUAUCUUCGAGGAGUACCAGAGGAUGAAGAGAUAGAAGAUGCCGAGCGUGACUAGCAUGUAAAUCUUAGCAGCUUUUCGUUGUCGCAGUAACAGUGAAGUAUGUAGCUUUUCAGUCUUCUAGUUUUUCUUUCUUCUGUUGUGCUUAAUUUGUUUCUUUUGUUAUUGAUACUCUGUUUAUGCUGUCUCAAAGGUCGGGAACUUUCUUCUUUGGUUGAUUUCAAACCUGCAACAAUGGUAGAUUAAGUAUUCUUGACUCUCAAAGUAACAUCUAUUUUUCCGGGUAGCUUGAAUUGCUUUAGUUUUCUACAAAAGAAAUAGUUGAGCUUUUAAUAGUUUGUUCAUGCGGAAUGCAAAGGGUUGGAAUAUAUUUGUGACCUUGUACUUCUUAGAUUGGCCAAGUUUCAAAAUUUACAUGUCACGUUCAUCUAAUAGCAUGAAUAAUGUAUUAUCUACUUGUGUUUUUCCCA
Molecule: messenger RNA, 918 nt
Organism: Cucumis melo (muskmelon)
Lineage: Eukaryota; Viridiplantae; Streptophyta; Magnoliopsida; Cucurbitales; Cucurbitaceae
Product: probable small nuclear ribonucleoprotein F
Exons: 5
Coding region: 242-505 (87 amino acids)
Biological process (GO): spliceosomal snRNP assembly; mRNA splicing, via spliceosome
Cellular component (GO): catalytic step 2 spliceosome; U1 snRNP
Molecular function (GO): RNA binding
Source: RefSeq, a predicted model, not a curated record